AUGCUAACGCUCCAAGUAGCCCCUCGAACGACGUCGUCGUCGACUACACUCGCUCAAUCUGAUUCUGACACCUAUUCCGCUUCAAACAAUCAUCUCCAGCCAACAUCAGUAGCCUCAGGAAAUACUAGCUUUGCUCGCUCAAGUCGUCCGGGCCAACAUAAGGACUUUUACAACUCGUCUUCCGUUGCAACGUCCCAGUCGGCUUCAUCCACAACCCCAGAUGUCUCGGAAACCACACCAUUGUCGACCACGCACAGUUCUGACGGGUCGCUUGGCGAUCUGCUUUCCGACAUCUUGGCAGGUUUGACAUCCACGUCGACCGCCAUCCCAACGGCUCCUUCUGGCUCCGGUGUACCCUCCGUUACCAUUCUUCCAACUACGAGGGAGGAAACGCCGACGACGACGACACCAGAAGGUACAAGGACGACUGAUUCGAGCGACACCGGAAUCGUCAUUGGUCCAACGGGUAUCGUGAGCUCGAGCUCCAGUCAGCCCAGUCAGGCUACGGUUGAGCCCACCGCAAUGCCAACUACGCAGGCAACCCUGCCUCCAGAGCCGGUUUCUCUGUCGGUUUCUCUGUCGGCUUCGGAGUCGGCUCCUCUGUCGGCUUCGGAGUCGGCUCCUCUGUCGGCUUCGGAGUCGGCUCCUCUGUCGGCUUCGCAGUCGGCUCCUCAGUCGACUUCCGAAACGGCUGAUCCUCAGUCGACUUUCGAAACGGCUGAUCCUCAGUCGACUGCUCAGUCGGCUGUUCAAUCGACCUCUCAGCUGGCUCCUCAACCGACUUAUCAACCGACUGCUCCCCAGUCGACUUCUCAGCUGGCUCCUCAAUCGACUUCUCAGCUGGCUCCUCAAUCGACUUCUCAGCUGGCUCCUCAAUCGACUUCUCAGCUGGCUGCUCCUCAAUCGACUUCCCAGCCGACUGCUCCUCAGUCGACUGCUCCAGAUGCACAACCAGUCAACAACAGCACUGCGCCUGAACCUACUCGCUCUUCUGGUUCUGGCCUUUUGGACCCUGUUGGCACUCUCAUUUCCAAUCUGCUACCUGGUCCUUCCACAAGCCAACCGGAGCCUGUCUCGCAAAACUUGACCUCGCCUACGUCUGCCACUGUACCUUUGAUAUCCCGGCCUUCUUCAGCCCUGCCCACGUCUGCUACUGGGCCUCUGAUAUCCCUGCCUUCAAUACUGCCCACCAUACUGCCCACGUCUGCUACUGGACCUUUCAUAUCCCGGCCUUCUCCGACCCCGCCUCAAGCUACUACUGGAAACUUGACCUCGAGCGACUAUUACCCUUCUCCGACCCCGCCUCAGUCUGCUCAUGGAUCAUCAUCUGGCAUGGAGGCAUCAAGCGGGUAUCCGCCUUCUGCGACCUCGUUAGCCCUCACUGGGAGCUUGACAACGGCCGUCACUAGUGGGCAGCUGCUGCCAAAUGCAACUUCAACGGAUCUCCAUGGUACCCCGGCGGCGUCUUCCGGCUCCAUGGUGACUGGUUCAAUGACAGGCGCGCCCGUUUCUGCAACGGACGUGCCUGUCGCCAACUCAACCGCGCACGCUGGCCAUUCGACGUUGCCACCGACCAGCGAAACCGACCUGCCCGUCACCAACGGAUCCAUGACUCGUCCUCCAACCACAACGGGAACGUAUCUCCCUUUGCCGUCGCUUCCCGGCGACAAUUCGACCGCAAUCGCAGUCCCGUCAACCGGCGCCAGCUCGAAGCCGACUGGAGCCACACCUUCUUCUGCCGCUGCCUCGGAGCCGACAGCAGCCGUUUCUGCUACUAGCGCGCCGACGAAUCCGCCGGCAACCCAGACGCCGCCCCCAGGCUCUACGUCUGCGGCGGAGGGUGUUACCAGCAUUCGCCCUACGGCUACGGUUUCAAACACGGACAACUGGCUGCCUACGACCAUUGUCAUCGAGCCAACUUCCUUCUCCUACUCAGCCCCGACGUCCACCUCGACCGCCACCACGUCUCAGGCUCUGCCAGCCACUAUUCCCAAGAUCAUCUUGCCUGACGACCCGAACAAGCCUGUCCCAGAUGGCACGGUGCCCAUCCAGAUCGCGUUCCGGUUCCCGUUGAACUACGUUUUCGUCUCCAACAACACCGUCGCGGCUGCUCAGAUCUUCAAGUAUCUCCCCGAAGCCCUCUCCGGGGCCAGCGGUCUCCCUGCGAACAAGCUGCAAAUAUCGAGCUUGAUGCCGCUCAACACCCAAACCGCUUGGGGCUACAUUACCACCUUGGCUCAUCUGAACUACCCGGCCACUCUUGUAGACACGCUGCAAAUGGAUCUAUGGUCACCAAACUCGGCUCUCUACAACAAUCCCGACCCGAUUGUUCGCAACUUGACCUCGGUCAUCAACAACGGCAUCGACAUUCACGGCAACAUCAAUGGCGGCAGCUCUAACGGAGGAGGCGGCUCUGGUGCAGGCGGCAACGGCAACGGCAACGGCAACGGCAACGGCAACAGCAACGAUGCCUUUGGCUCUGGAAACAGCGACCAGUCGUCGAAACAAAAAGCCACCACGGCAGGGAUCGCGGUGGGCGCCUUGAGCAUCAGUGUCAUCUACGGCGCGGCCAUGUUUGUUAUCGCUCGACGUUAUAAGCGCAAGCGACAAGGUCACCGCCGGACGAGCUCCGUUUCGGGCAGCCAAGGCUCAUCCGAGAUGCGGUACAAUGGCAAUGGAAGCCCUGCGCUCAUGGGUGGUGCUCUCCUGAGCCGAGACGCUUCCAGCUAUGGCGGUGUUGCCGGCGGCCGCGAGUCGCAUGGCAGCGGAGGCCAUUCAGCCCGCACCGCCAACAUCUCUGCUCCUGUGGCGACGGAGAACUCCCUGGGCUGGAAUUGA
This is a messenger RNA of Ustilaginoidea virens, 2838 nucleotides long. RefSeq lists its product as uncharacterized. The transcript has 3 exons. Gene Ontology annotation, biological process: establishment of cell polarity; fungal-type cell wall organization; signal transduction involved in filamentous growth. The coding region runs from base 1 to 2838 and encodes 945 amino acids. Gene Ontology annotation, cellular component: cell surface; plasma membrane; extracellular region. Gene Ontology annotation, molecular function: osmosensor activity. NCBI's taxonomy places the organism in Eukaryota, Fungi, Ascomycota, Sordariomycetes, Hypocreales, Clavicipitaceae. The record is from RefSeq and is a predicted model, not a curated record.